This is a messenger RNA of Scleropages formosus (Asian bonytongue), 4119 nucleotides long. RefSeq names its product hemicentin-2-like. Gene Ontology annotation, cellular component: membrane. The coding region runs from base 917 to 3454 and encodes 845 amino acids. Lineage: Eukaryota; Metazoa; Chordata; Actinopteri; Osteoglossiformes; Osteoglossidae. The record is from RefSeq and is a predicted model, not a curated record. The transcript has 12 exons.
UUUAUGAAUUACAAAGUUAAUCAUAUCAAAAGAAAAAUACAGGUUAAGCUUUUAAAAGCUUAUUUCCAUUUAGAUUAAUUCAUUUGACAGAUGCUUUUCAGAUGCAAUAUAUAAUAGAAUCUAUAGUUGACAUUCUGACCUGUUGAGUCCAUAACUAUGGAGAGAAGUGGAAUUUAUGCAUUUAUUGGACUGGUCAUAUUUUUAGCACCGGUGACACAAGGUGUUGCAGCCUAUUGUGACAUCACAAAAAAUGAAAGUUUUCAUCAGUGUUAUGGAGCUCUGGGAAAACCUGUGUUCAUACAGCUCCUUACCAACACCAGAGGUUAUCAGAUUGAACUUUACCAUGACAACAUAACAUUGUUUGUAUUUAGAGGAGGACGACUUGAUGGGAUGGUUUUGCCUGUUUACACAUUAUUUCGCUGAAGGAAUUCGGUACGUCAGUUCAAUAUGAAUGUCAGCAAUGUAGCGUGUUGCACGGCAAAAAUGAUUCAGGGCUGGAAAGAGGAAGUAAAGAGGUGUUGUAAGUUUCUCAUGCUAUCUAACUGUUAAUAUUUCUGCAAAAUGGCUUGGCGAAAAGGGGAUGUAUGCAAGAAAAACUGAAACAUAGUUCUUUCUUCCACCUGUGGCGUGUUGAGGAGGUCUGUAAGUCUCGAAUUCAACAGUUUGACAAUAGACGUGUGAAAUAUUUUAUUUAGGUCUCAAAAAAUUUCCUCUCUUUUAAGUUUUUUAAGUUUUUUUUUCUGAAAAGAAAGAAGUCGGUCUGACACUUUCUGACCACACAAGUACUGUAGAGAAGUAUGACUGUUGAUCUGAGAAACGAACUAAGGCUCAUUACAGUAUGAAGCUUCUUCUUCUUGAGUCCAUGUAAACUUGGUCCGAAGACUCAGUUCAUUUUGGAUGUGAGUGACAAAGAAGAAUGUCUGCUGUUUUCGGACUGGCGCUUACUCUGGCAGCAGUAAAAGCGGUACAAGGUGCUGCAGCCUCUUGUGACGUCACAAAAAAUGAAAGUUUUCAUCAGUGUUAUGGAGCUCUGGGAAAACCUGUGUUUAUACAGCUCUUUACCAGCACCAGUGGUUAUCAGGCUGAACUUAAACAUAACAACAUAACAUUGUUUGUAUUUAGAAGAGGACAAGUUAAUAAACAUUUAUGCUGUUUUGAUUUUUUUAACAAUGGCACCUUAAGGCUGGACAAAGCAGAAAGAAAUUAUUCAGGCCAAUACACCUUAGAGAUGUAUAUUCAAGUAACUGGAGCUAAAUUGCCAGUAAAGGAAAUUCAGUUGAUCCUUGAAGAAGCCGUGUCUAUACGUGGGCUGUCCGUAGCGUGUUUACCUCAUGGAGAGCUGAGGGUGUCCUGCUCCGCUGGGGGGGACAAUCCUCACUACAACUGGACGCUGGGGGACCGGCCACUUGGAGAGGACAUUCCCCACAUGAACUCUGGAGAUGGUGUUGUUUUGUUGGGAAAGGGUGAGAGUGGAGAGAUCACCUGUACAGUCUGGAAUAGCAUCAGCAUGGAAAGCAGAACCCAGAGUCUUCCCACCUGUUCAGAAGCCGUGUCUAUACGUGGGCUGUCCGUAGCGUGUUUACCUCAUGGAGAGCUGAGGGUGUCCUGCUCCGCUGGGGGGGACAAUCCCCACUACAACUGGACACUGGGGGACCGGCCACUUGGAGAGGACAUUCCCCACAUGAACUCUGGAGAUGGUGUUGUUUUGUUGGGAAAGGGUGAGAGUGGAGAGAUCACCUGUACAGUCUGGAAUAGCAUCAGCAUGGAAAGCAGAACCCAGAGUCUUCCCACCUGUUCAGAAGCCGUGUCUAUACGUGGGCUGUCCGUAGCGUGUUUACCUCAUGGAGAGCUGAGGGUGUCCUGCUCCGCUGGGGGGAACAAUCCCCAAUACAACUGGACACUGAGGGACCAGCCACUUGGAGAUGACAUUCCCCACAUGAACUCUGGAGAUGGUGUUGUUUUGUUGGGAAAGGGUGAGAGUGGAGAGAUCACCUGUACAGUCUGGAAUAGCAUCAGCAUGGAAAGCAGAACCCAGAGUCUUCCCACCUGUUCAGAAGCCGUGUCUAUACGUGGGCUGUCCGUAGCGUGUUUACCUCAUGGAGAGCUGAGGGUGUCCUGCUCCGCUGGGGGGGACAAUCCCCACUACAACUGGACACUGGGGGACCGGCCACUUGGAGAGGACAUUCCCCACAUGAACUCUGGAGAUGGUGUUGUUUUGUUGGGAAAGGGUGAGAGUGGAGAGAUCACCUGUACAGUCUGGAAUAGCAUCAGCAUGGAAAGCAGAACCCAGAGUCUUCCCACCUGUUCAGAAGCCGUGUCUAUACGUUGGCUAUCCGUAGUGUGUUUACCUAAUGGAGAGCUGAGGGUGUCCUGCUCUGCUGUGGGGGACAAUCCCCAAUACACCUGGUCACUGGGGGACCAGACACUUGGAGAGAACAUUCCCCAUAUGAAGUAUGGCAAAAGUGUUGUUGUGUUGGGAAAAGGUGUGAGUGGAGAGAUCACCUGUACAGUCUGGAAUAGUCUCAGAAGGGAAAGCAGAACCCAGAGUCUUCCCACCUGUUCAGGUGCUGCAGCAUAUUGUGACGUCACAAACAAUGAACGUUUUCAUCAGUGUUAUGGCAUUCUGGGAAAACCUGUGUUUAUACAGCUCGUUACCAACACCAGCGGUUAUUGGAUUGAACUUAAACAUAAGGAAAAAAAAUUGUUUGAAUUAAGAAAAGAACACAUUGACAAGCAUUUGUGCUGUUUUGAUUUUUUUAACACUGGUAUCUUAAGGUUGGAAAAAGCAGAAAGGAAUUACUCAGGCCAAUACAUCUUAGAAAUAUCUAAGGAUGCAAGUGGAAAUAUAUGGCAAACAAAAGAAAUUCAGCUGAUCAUUGAAGAACCUGUGUCCACACCAGUGUUUUCCACACUGUGUCUUCCCCAUGGAGAGCUGAAGGUGUCCUGCUUCGCCGGGGGAGACAAUCCCAAGUACACCUGGAGUCCGGGAGACACUUCGUCUAAAAGGAUCAUUCCCCAUGUUUCCUAUGGAAAUGGUGUUAUGGUGUUGGCAACGGGUGCGAGUGGAGAUCUCAUCUGUACAGCCUGGAAUAACAUCAGCAGGCAAAACAGCACCCUGAGUCUCCCCACCUGUACAGGUCUUGUGUCAUCUGUGAAUUGUACCUUAUCUAAUGGCAUCAGCAUAAUAAUAAGCAUGAAUGCUGCAGAGGACCUUUCUCUCUUGGAUAAAAAGGAGAUUUUCUUUACUAGAGAUCGGAAAGAGAUGUUUUCUGCUAUGUGCCAAAGCACAGGUCCCACACAGAUGGGUUUCGGUGACUUAUUUUGCAUGUUAGUGGGAACAGCCUUCUUCCUGGCAGUGCUGGCGGUGCUGUUGUACUACCACUGCAAGAUGAAACGCAGCAAAGAGGCACCGAAAGACCACAAUGUUUACGAAGUUACUUUAAAGGAAAAUUAAGUGUAAAACAGUGAUUCUGUGCUCUAGGUAGGAUUGCGUGUCUCCCUCUUGGAGCAUCUCUACUCUUCUGUUGCGCCCCACUGUAAUGCUUACUUACAGUAAGUUCACAACAGUAAAAGGGGAGUGAUUACAAUUUUAUUUUACAAAAUACGUGCACUAAAUCGUUGGCUUGUAGUUUAGGUUGAAACUAUAAAAUGUAAUGUUUCAAAAUGCAAACUGUAUUAGUAAUAUGUUUAGUGCUGGCAUGUAAAACUUUCUGUCCAUUUAUGAGUAUAGCAAACAUUUACAUAAAUAACAAAAAAUUGGCCUAUUGCACUGCAGCAUUCUCACACUGACUUUUUCAAAUCUAAAGAAUGUGUUAGAUAUGUUUUUUUUUUAAUUUUUUUAGUCUCCUCUGCUUUAAACAGUUAGUGCAGUCCUCAUGUGCUCUAUGUGUCCCUCUUGAAGCGUUUGUUUUUUCUUUAGUCCAAAAUUUCUGUUUCACUCUACUGUAAAAAUUUAUUGAAAAACAAGUAAUAUAUUUUAAAUUCAAGCUGGUUGUUAAGGUUUCUAAAAUGUCACUUUGUAUUUCAGAUGACCGUAUUAUUGCAGAGUAAAACUUCUUGUUCAUUUGUGUGUGUGUGUGGUAAACAUGGUAGCAAUAUGUAUAUGAAUAAAAAUUUGGU